AAUUCGCACCGCGCAGUUUCACGUGCUGGAAAUGUUUUCCUUGUAAAAUCAAAUAAUUCCGUGACAACCCCAGGAAAAAUGUCCAAAUUUAUCCAUCUCGUCGUCGAUACAUCGGCAUUCAUCAAAAAUGUCCAACUUCAGGACGUCGCCGAAAACUGCUACACCGUGCAGGGUGUGUUGGACGAAAUCAAAAACGAUCGGCAGCUGAAACGGUUGGUCGUGUUGCCGUACAGUCUUCAGGUGCGGGAACCGGAUUCGGAAGUGCUGGCUAAAGUGACCAAUAUUGCCAAAAAGACGGGAGAUUUCGCUUCGCUUUCACUGGUGGAUCUGAAGGUGGUAGCUCUAACGUACCAACUGGAGAAGGAACAUGUAGGAACGGAACAUUUGCGAGACGAACCCAAACCGGCCAAGACAAUAUGUUCCGGGCAGAAACCACAGGAGCUGGUCGGUACCGGGAAAGUACUCGGAUUCUACGAUGGCAAGAAGCGGAUGGAAACGGAACAAACCGUUCAGAAUGAGGAAGAAGCAUCGGGAAUGGAAGUUGAAGUUGAAGUUCGGGAUGAGGCGAGUGACUUGAAGGAGAAGUUUGCGGAGUUGAGCACGGAGGAAGCACAAGAAUUGGAAGAAGGGCUUCUGAAAAAGGUCGAGACCCCAGAGGCAGAAAUGGAAGAGGAGUCGGAUGAGGAUUGUGAGGAAGAGGAGUUUUCCGAAGAGGGAGAUGAAGCGGAUGAGGAGGGUGAAGACGAUGAUGAUGAAGGAUGGAUUACUCCGUCGAACAUCAAGGAAGUCAAACGUGACUAUGGCACAGAUCUGCUGGAAGAGAACACAUCGCCGGUCGCUUGCAUGACAACGGAUUUCGCAAUGCAAAACGUGCUGAAGCAGAUUGGACUGCACAUUGCCGCUCUGGAUGGUCGGGUAAUCAAACAUGCCCGGACGUACAUUCUGCGAUGUUACGCGUGCUUCAAAACGACGUCAGAUUCCACGAAGAAAUUCUGCCCCAACUGUGGCAACAACACACUGAAGAAGGUUGCCGUCAGUUUGGACGCGAAUGGACAGCAGGUGAUUCACAUCAACACGAGAAGGCCGCUGACGGCUCGAUACAAGAACCGUCCGGUAUCCAAGUUCGAUGGUGGCAAACAUGCCGCCAAUCCGCUACUGUUCGAAGACCAACCGCUACCCCAGCAGAGAAUAUCGGCCAAGGCGAAGGCCAAGACCAACGCCCUCGGGGAUGACUAUACGGCCGGAUAUUCGCCGUUCGUGAUGAGGGAUGUGGAUUCCCGUUCGGCGGUGCUCAGGGGCAAGACCAACUUGAAGCAGUGGAUGCAGAACUACGAGUACGAUAACCAAAGAAGGGGUUACAAGAAGUAGGUGCGAGCGUGCUGCUGUUAUAAUCUAACAGUGUAUUAUAAUGAAGAUUCAAUAAAUGGUUGUUUAACCUAUA
Molecule: messenger RNA, 1441 nt
Organism: Ochlerotatus camptorhynchus
Lineage: Eukaryota; Metazoa; Arthropoda; Insecta; Diptera; Culicidae
Product: RNA-binding protein NOB1
Exons: 2
Coding region: 79-1368 (429 amino acids)
Biological process (GO): ribosomal small subunit biogenesis; maturation of SSU-rRNA
Cellular component (GO): preribosome, small subunit precursor
Molecular function (GO): RNA endonuclease activity
Source: RefSeq, a predicted model, not a curated record